This is a messenger RNA of Perkinsus marinus ATCC 50983, 195 nucleotides long. RefSeq lists its product as hypothetical. Lineage: Eukaryota; Perkinsozoa; Perkinsida; Perkinsidae. The record is from RefSeq and is a predicted model, not a curated record. The transcript is spliced from 2 exons. Bases 1 to 195 code for a protein of 64 amino acids.
AUGGAAGAGGCGAUGGCCAAUAGGUUCCUAGGGAAGGGAGGUACGAAAGACGCCCUGUACAUCGGGGCCACCAGGGCACCCGGAAAGCGAGGGCUAUGGGAACAGACCAGAGAGAUGCGCGUGGUAUGGUCAGGUUGGGCAUCAACAGAGGGACUGCACACUGAGGAACCUGCCGGCAUCGCAGAGGACCUGUGA